CGUAGUAGUGGGUAAGUCCAUGCAAAUGGGGAAGGUGAUGAGUGUCCGCAACAUAGUGAAACGUCAUGUUGUUGAGACAACAUCCACUGUCCAUGAGAAGGUGAGAGAACUGGUGCAGGACCAUUUCAAUGAUGGUGAGCACGCAGGCUUCACAACGGACAUGUGGACAGACGGAGUGAAAAAAAAAUUGUUCAUGUCUGUCACAAUGCACUACAUCGAUCGCAAUUUCAAAUUGCAUGUGCGCAAUUUGCACGUCAAAGUUUUCCAAGAGGAAUCGCAUAUAGGGUCGGUUGUUCUCAAGGCGUUUGAAGAUGCCCUUCAUGAGUUUGGAUGCAAAGAAUCUGACAGGUGUGUUGUGUGUACAGACAGUCGCUCAAACAUGGCCGCAACAGAAGGAAUCCGAAAAAUUUACAAGUGGAUUGUCGGCGCAGACCAUAAAAUUGCGACGGUACUAACAACCGUCUUCAACAAAACUUCAACCACAACAGACGGAGUUCGCUCGUCGCCAUUCUACAGAUAUCACGAGUUUGCACCACACUUGUUUGAAAUGAUCGACAACUCGAAAGAGUUGAUUCGAUAUUUCAAACAAGCAAACUUGCAGAACAGUCUGAGCAAGACGUUGAAGCAAGAAAACGUGACGCGGUGGAACUCUUUACUGAUUUCACUGAAUAGUAUUUUGGACAGUUAUGAUGAGGUUACAACUGUGCUCUCCAGGUUUGCCAACAUUAAUCGGCAAGCCAACAAACAGUUCCUCGUCAUAAGGAUCGACAAGACCUCGCUCGCAGAUCUGGUGCGAUUCUUGAGACGAUUCCAGACUGUCACACUGAAGUUGGAGCAGUACUUGGAGCCGACAAUACACCUUGUGUCAUUUGAGCAGAGUGCCCUUUCGGAGUAUUGCAAACCUCGUAACGAGCCAUACAACGACGAGGAUGCCGAGGGCAACAAGUUCACCAUUCCAUCCGACAACGACGACAUUGCAGCCAUCAAGAUGUUGAUUAAGGAUGUGCUGCGGGAGAAGUGAAUAUUGGAGGAUCUUCACAUUGCCGCAGCUUUGCUUGA
Molecule: messenger RNA, 1059 nt
Organism: Chara braunii
Lineage: Eukaryota; Viridiplantae; Streptophyta; Charophyceae; Charales; Characeae
Source: the annotation of a GenBank genome assembly